AUGAAAGGCUGGUGGGUGAAAGUUGGGAGUCUCCAGAGCUCAGAGGUUCCCAGUGAUCAGUCUGCACAGCAGCAUCAAACACAGCUGGACUCCAUAUUUAUGCUGCUGGAGGAGAACAUCGUCACUUUUGUGAAGAAUGAGCUGAAGAGAGUCCAGAGGGAUCUGAGUCCAGAUGACCCAGAAUGCUUAGAGAGUCAGAGUGAGGAUGAGGAGGUGUUGGAUCGUGAGGAGGAAGAGCAGAGGAGGAGCAGCAGAGAGGCAUUUCUGAAGAUCACAGUGCACUUCCUGAGGAGAAUGAAGCAGGAGGAGCUGGCUGAGCGUCUGCAGGGAGCUCAUGCUGCAAAGUGUCGACGUACACUCAAGUCUAACCUACAGAAGAAGUUCCAGUGUCUGUUUGAGGGGAUCGCUAAAGCAGGAAACCCAACCCUUCUGAAUCAGAUCUACACACCGCUCUACAUCACAGAGGCAGGGACUGCAGAGGUCAAUGAUGAACAUGAGGUCAGACAGAUUGAAACAGCAUCCAGGAAACCAGACAGACCAGAAACAACAAUCAGACAAGAAGACAUCUUUAAAGCCUCACCUGGAAGAGAUGAACCAAUCAGAACAGUGAUGACAAAGGGAGUGGCUGGCAUUGGGAAAACAGUCUUAACACAGAAGUUCACUUUGGACUGGGCUGAAGACAAAGCCAACCAGGACAUACACUUCACAUUUCCAUUCACUUUCAGAGAGCUGAAUGUGGUGAAAGAGAAAAAGUACAGCUUGGUGGAACUUGUUCAUCACUUCUUUACUGAAACCAAAGAAGCAGGAAUCUGCAGGUUUGAAGAGUUCCAGGUUGUGUUCAUCUUUGACGGUCUGGAUGAGUGUCGACUUCCUCUGGACUUCCACAACACUGAGAUCCUGACUGAUGUUACAGAGUCCACCUCAGUGGAUGUGCUGCUGACAAACCUCAUCAGGGGGAAACUGCUUCCCUCUGCUCGUCUCUGGAUAACCACACGACCUGCAGCAGCCAAUCAGAUCCCUCCUGAGUGUGUCGGCAUGGUGACAGAGGUCAGAGGGUUCACUGACCCACAGAAGGAGGAGUACUUCAGGAAGAGAUUCAGAGAAGAGGAGCAGGCCAGCACCAUCAUCUCCCACAUCAAGACAUCACGAAGCCUCCACAUCAUGUGCCACAUCCCAGUCUUCUGCUGGAUCACUGCUACAGUUCUGGAGGAUGUGUUGAAAGGCAGAGAGGGAGGAGAGCUGCCCAAGACCCUGACUGAGAUGUACAUCCACUUCCUGGUGCUUCAGUCCAAACUGAAGAACAUCAAGUAUGAUGGGGGAACUGAGACAGAUCCACACUGGAGUCCAGAGAGCAGGAAGAUGAUUGAGUCUCUGGGAAAACUGGCUUUUGAGCAGCUGCAGAAAGGCAACCUGAUCUUCUAUGAAUCAGACCUGACAGAGUGUGGCAUUGAUAUCAGAGCAGCCUCAGUGUGCUCAGGAGUGUUCACACAGGUCUUUAAAGAGGAGAGAGGGCUGUACCAGCACAAGGUAUUCUGCUUCGUCCAUCUGAGCCUUCAGGAGUUUCUGGCUGCUCUUCAUGUCCAUCUGACAUUCAUCAAGUCUGGAGUCAAUCUGCUGGAAGAAGAACAAACAACAUCCAGGUGGUCCGAAGCCUUUGGAGACAAAUCAACACGUUUCUACCAGAGUGCUGUGGACGAGGCCUUAAAGAGUCCAAAUGGACACCUGGACUUGUUCCUCCGCUUCCUCCUGGGUCUUUCACUGCAGACCAAUCAGACUCUCCUACGAGGUCUGCUGACACAGACAGGAAGUAGCUCACAGACCAAUCAGAAAACAGUCAAGUACAUCAAGAAAAAGAUCAGUGAGAAUGUGUCUGCAGAGAGAAGCAUCAAUCUGUUCCACUGUCUGAAUGAACUGAAUGAUGGUUCUCUAGUGGAGGAGAUCCAACAGUACCUGAGAUCAGGAAGUCUCUCCACAGAUAAACUGUCUCCUGCUCAGUGGUCAGCUCUGGUCUUCAUCUUACUGUCAUCAGAAAAAGAUCUGGACGUGUUUGACCUGAAGAAAUACUCUGCUUCAGAGGAGGCUCUUCUGAGGCUGCUGCCAGUGGUGAAAGCCUCCAACAAAGCUCUGUUGAGUGGCUGUAAUCUCUCAGAGAGAAGCUGUGCAGCUUUGUCCUCAGUUCUCAGCUCCCAGUCCUCUAGUCUGAGAGAUCUGGACCUGAGUAACAACAACCUACCAGAUUCAGGAGUGAAGCAGCUGUGUGCUGCACUGGAGAGUCCACACUGUACACUUGAAAUUUCCAGACUGAGUCGCUGUAAUCUCUCAGAGAGAAGUUGCUCAGCUCUGUCCUCAGUUCUCAGCUCCCAGUCCUCUAGUCUGAGAGAUCUGGACCUGAGUAACAACAACCUGCAGGAUUCAGGAGUGAAGCAGCUUUCUGCUGGACUGGAGAGUCCACACUGUGGACUGGAAACUCUCAGUCUGUCAGGAUGUUUGAUCACAGAGGAAGGCUGUGCUUCUCUGGCCUCAGCUCUGAGC
Scomber japonicus (chub mackerel) is the source of this 2532-nucleotide messenger RNA. RefSeq names its product NLR family CARD domain-containing protein 3-like. The record is from RefSeq and is a predicted model, not a curated record. The annotation marks the transcript as partial. Lineage: Eukaryota; Metazoa; Chordata; Actinopteri; Scombriformes; Scombridae. The transcript has 7 exons. Gene Ontology annotation, molecular function: protein binding.